Messenger RNA from Bipolaris sorokiniana ND90Pr, 805 nucleotides. RefSeq lists its product as uncharacterized. The record is from RefSeq and is a predicted model, not a curated record. The transcript is spliced from 2 exons. NCBI's taxonomy places the organism in Eukaryota, Fungi, Ascomycota, Dothideomycetes, Pleosporales, Pleosporaceae. The coding region runs from base 126 to 638 and encodes 170 amino acids.
GCCAGAACAUCGUGAACUUCAUACUAGACAUCAUCUUCGAAUCAUUCAAAAAGUAAUACAUCGACCAUCACCUCCUUCUACUACACUACUACAACACCAACACUACUACUACUACCAUCAACACCAUGUCUUCUCCAGCACCUCAAUACGUCUACGUCCCCAACCUCGUUGGAGGACAAAUGCUCCGCCUCCCCAUUGAAGACCUCUCCUCCGACAGCGAGUCCACCAUCUCCCAACAACCCAUUGCCAGCCCAACCCUCUCCUCACGAUACACCCGCAACUCGUCCCCUUCGCCAAGCGUCGAGAGCGUCGAGUCCGAGGAAACACCCCAUACCCUUGGAACACCAUCUCUCACAAUGAUCAUCCUUGCUAUCUCAAUCUACUACCAAAUGUCCGGCUGGCUCUCAUACCCCUACACCCCACGCUACCACAAUACAACAACCGAGUACAUCGCUCUACCACCUUCAAAUGACCCUUCGAUAGCCGCUCGCAACGACGCCAUAGCCAAAGACGCCACCGCAUGGGGCUGGCACAUCUACAACGUUGACGUGACCUCCCCUAGAAUGACAAAAUGGUGGGCUCAGUACGAAACUGCAGCAAAGAGCGAGUCAUGGGACGACGAUAUAUGGCGGAUCUAGCAGAGAGAGCAUGGUGUUAGGAUCGCGGACGAAGACGCAAAAAAGAACAUUGGCGACAAGGAGAGUGCGGGCAAGGUGGAUGCAGUGAUUAGGGGGGGUGAAGAAGAUUGGACAGUGGGCGAAGAACUCGAGACAGGCGGCAGAGGCCGAAAUGCGACAGAUUGAGG